UCGCAAUGCGCCUGCUCGGUGUAGUAGCCGGUUAUGGCGGCCGUGCGUGUUUGUCCAUGAGGUGGGGGACGCCUGCGGUCUGUGACACAGCAACCCGAGAAACUCGCUGCCAUGGCCGGAGUGUUUGACAUUGAUCUGGACCAGCCGGAGGAAAAUGUCUCCGACGACGAGAACGAUGAGACUCAAAACAUUGACAUCAUGGAUCAGUGCAGUGGGUUUGAGUUCAAUAUGGACGACUGUGAGAAGAUCGAGAUCUCCGAGGACAACGUCAAUCAGGGGACGGAGAACAUCAGACCAGAGUGCUUUGAGCUGCUGCGGGUGCUCGGGAAAGGCGGCUAUGGAAAGGUUUUCCAAGUUCGGAAAGUUGUCGGAGCUGCAGCCGGCAAAAUAUUUGCCAUGAAAGUUUUAAAAAAGGCUAUGAUUGUUCGUAACGCUAAGGACACGGCUCAUACCAAGGCAGAGAGGAACAUUCUGGAGGAAGUGAAGCAUCCCUUCAUCGUUGAUCUCAUCUACGCCUUCCAGACGGGAGGGAAGCUCUAUCUCAUCCUGGAGUACCUCAGUGGAGGAGAGCUCUUCAUGCAGCUGGAGAGAGAGGGCAUCUUCAUGGAAGACACAGCCUGUUUUUACCUCGCAGAGAUCUCCAUGGCUCUGGGUCAUCUGCACCAAAAAGGCAUCAUCUACCGAGACCUGAAGCCUGAGAACAUCAUGCUCAACAGCCAAGGUCACGUAAAACUGACCGACUUCGGUCUUUGUAAAGAAUCCAUUCAUGACGGGACGGUCACUCACACUUUCUGUGGAACCAUCGAAUACAUGGCUCCAGAGAUCUUGAUGAGGAGCGGCCACAACAGAGCGGUGGACUGGUGGAGUCUGGGCGCUCUGAUGUACGACAUGCUCACAGGAGCGCCCCCCUUCACAGGUGAGAACCGGAAAAAGACCAUUGAUAAAAUCCUGAAGUGUAAGCUGAGCCUCCCACCCUACCUCACACAGGAAGCAAGGGAUCUCCUGAAACGGCUGCUGAAGAGAAAUGCUUCGUCACGGCUCGGAGCCGGAGCAGGAGACGCCACAGAUGUGCAGGCUUAUCCUUUCUUUCGACACAUCAAUUGGGAAGAUCUACUGGCCCGGAAAGUGGAGCCUCCCUUCAAACCUGUCCUUCAAUCAGCGGAUGACGUGAGUCAGUUCGACUCGAAGUUCACCAGCCAGACUCCGGUGGACAGCCCUGACGACUCCACCCUCAGCGAGAGCGCAAAUCAGGCCUUCCUGGGCUUUACAUACGUCGCGCCAUCAGUUCUGGAAAACAUCAAGGAGAAGUUUUCCUUCGAGCCAAAGAUCCGCUCCCCUCGGCGCAUCAUGGACAGCCCAAGGACUCUUCUCAGCCCGGGCUGGUCUCGCAGUCCCCUCAUCCCCGGCGUGGGACGGAGUGUCCUCCCCUCUCCUCUGGAGCAGCCCAUGGAUCUGUCCACCGCAGAGCAGAUGGACAUCACUAGUAGCUCUGAGGCCUCGGCCCCCCUCCCCAUCCGACAGCCUGCGGGGGUCAACCUCGCCCAGAUGAAGCAGCAAACCUUCCCUGUCGUGGCCAAACGGCCUGAGCAUCUACGUAUGAACCUAUGACCCCUGACUUUAUUUCUUCUCCCUCUGGUUUGGUGAUAUUUUUUUAAAGGCAAAGAAACAGGAACAUAUGCUAGAGACAAUGAGAAUCCAAACUUCUUGCACAUCUGCACACCACAUGUACUGUCACAACCUGGAGUGUGCUCUUGGGGCUGACACUACGGCAGACUACAGUUCAGUGCUGAAGGUGAUGUCAUCGCCUCGCCACCUCAGGUCUGUCGACCUCCCGCCUCCGGUGAUCAUUUCUCACACUGAGGUAUGAUUGGAACUGAGACGCAGUCAGUCUGCUGGACUUUAAGAUAUCCAAAGUGCUUUGAUCUCUUUUAGUCGACACCAGUAAGCUCUACUGGAUGGAUUACUGACAUGGUUCCUGGUUCUGGAUUAUGAUCUGAAUUGGGAUUAAUAUAAAAAAAAAAAGUGGGUUGUUCCGAU
Messenger RNA from Xiphophorus hellerii (green swordtail), 2037 nucleotides. It is a transcript of the gene rps6kb1b, whose product is annotated as ribosomal protein S6 kinase b, polypeptide 1b. Lineage: Eukaryota; Metazoa; Chordata; Actinopteri; Cyprinodontiformes; Poeciliidae. The transcript is spliced from 15 exons. The record is from RefSeq and is a predicted model, not a curated record. Gene Ontology annotation, molecular function: protein serine/threonine kinase activity; ATP binding. The coding region runs from base 112 to 1608 and encodes 498 amino acids. Gene Ontology annotation, biological process: protein phosphorylation; signal transduction.